Messenger RNA from Charadrius vociferus (killdeer), 556 nucleotides. RefSeq names its product acireductone dioxygenase 1 (gene ADI1). Bases 1 to 459 code for a protein of 152 amino acids. Lineage: Eukaryota; Metazoa; Chordata; Aves; Charadriiformes; Charadriidae. The record is from RefSeq and is a predicted model, not a curated record. Gene Ontology annotation, molecular function: acireductone dioxygenase [iron(II)-requiring] activity. The transcript is spliced from 4 exons.
AUGGCGCCCGUCUCAGGCCCUCCCCAUAGGCUGCCUUUGGAUGCUGAUAACUAUGAGACUGAUCCAUGUCUGAAAGAGAUCCGCAGAGCGGAAAAUUAUUCUUGGAUGGAUAUAAUAACCAUACAUAAAGACAAGCUUCCGAACUAUGAGGAAAAGAUAAAAACAUUUUAUGAAGAACAUUUACACCUAGACGAUGAAAUUCGCUACGUCUUAGAUGGAUCUGGCUAUUUUGAUGUUCGAGACAAGGAUGACAAAUGGAUCCGGAUUUCCAUGGAAAAAGGAGACAUGAUAACCCUCCCUGCUGGCAUAUAUCACCGAUUUACACUGGAUGAGAACAAUUAUGUGAAGGCAAUGAGGCUAUUCGUUGGAGAACCCGUCUGGACAGCAUACAACAGGCCGGCUGAUGAUUUUCCUGCUCGGAAGCAGUAUAUGAAGUUUUUGGCUGAAGAAGCACAGUAAUGGUAUCUGAGACCUGACAGGUGGAACAGCCUGAGGCCCUGGCAGAAUAAAUGUGACUGGUGGCUUUUCACUGAUUAGACUUCUAUUUACAUAUACA